CUAGCUACUAGACUACUAGUGGCCGAUUCCUCCAAAAAUAAUAUUCAAAUUGGUUAAAUUAAUGUUGAAUGAUACUUUAAACUGCACAUUUAUGCAAAAUUGUUGAACUUUAAACCUGGAAAGCAACGAGUUAGACCAAGACUGACAAGGUUCAUUAUAUAUGACUGUUCAAGCCCACCAGGUUACUGGUGCUGUGAGUAGAAUAAAUGUUGAAUUUAUUAAUGAUUUAUUCUGUAAUUAAAUACAUAAUUAGAAGACUCAAACCAGUUAAUUGCUCUUUCUUGUUAUUAAAUUGUAACAAAAUAAGGAAACAAUGACCAAUGAACUGCUGCAGCCGCAACUCAAACAUGCUGCCAACAAAAGUCUAGCAGAGUUCUUAAAAGUUCUAGACCAGCAGGGUUCAGCUCGGUGUGAAGUGUGCAACUUAGACCUGAAAACAAAGAAGCUUCUUAAAGACCACUUUGAAAAAACACACUGGCCUGAGGCUCUGUCAGUGGCAGGAUUGUACUUUGUAACCUGUGGUUGCAAGCCUUCAAUAAAUGUUCAGGACCAAGCACCUCAUUUGCACUGCACCUUCUGUAAGCAGAAGAACUGGUCUAUAUUGUCAUCAAAUCAACUGGCAGUUCACCUAGGGGAUGUUCAUUCAGUGUCUCCAUGUUCCAUGAGUGUUCAGGACAAGCCUCUGUGCCAACAGUUGACCUCCAAUGAGGAUUUGUUGAAUAGCAAACUUACGUCACUCCUGCGCUCCAAGUGUACAUUCCCUCAUGAAGGAAUUAGUGCGCCUCUUAACUCUAGUGUCAACGGAUAUACUGUGUUCAGAGCCCCAAGCAGCACACGAACAACUAAUGCUAUGGAGAUUCCUAUUGACGUGACACAAAGGAAGCGCAGUAGGACAUACCAGUACGGUCCAUUAUCAAAGCAGCGCAAGCUUUCCCAUGGUGAUGAUAGUUCACCACCAAAGACGUCAAGCCCUGUGGUGUUAAACAACCAGAAAAUUGGAACACACAUUUUCAAUUCAUCAAAUCCUGGUCCUUCUAAUAUCCAUGUUGCUAACAGUAAAAUCCUAGCCAAAAGAAUUGACAACUCAGAUUCUCUGAAAGAAACAACAAAUACUUUGCACACUGUGGACAAUGAGAUCCCAAAUGAAGAUAUUGGACCAGCAAACACUAACACCUCAGCUCCCUCUAUGGGGCUGUACAUAGAACAGCAGCUGCAUCAGAAGCCGUCAAGCUCCGAGCCUGUGCUGCAGGAAGUGAAGAAACUCAGUCUGCACGAGCAGCGGCUGCUGGAGCUGUACAGGGCAAGACUCAGCGUGCAGAAGAGCAAAGAACAUCUCCUGCAUGAGUCCCAGCAGCAGGAGAGUCAUGAUGUUCUCCCAGCAUCAGAAGAUGCUGCCACAGAUGAGACAUCACCCUUGCAAAUAAUGCAGAGGCACUCACAAUCCUCUGGCUCCGGGAGUGUAAAUGUGACCGUGUACGUGAGUGGCCGGCGCACCAGCAUCGGAUGCAUCACGCAGAAGUAUGCAGCCAUCAUCGCACGCAACAUCAUGGUCAGCUAUUUCAGCCGGCACCCAGUUCGUGAUGCCAAGUUAAAGAUGACGCCCGUGGUGGCACUGAAAUUCCUCACGCCAGAACAAUGCAAGAAAAUCAUUCAGAAGAGCCGGCAAAAAGUUCUGCAUCCUGUUGUCGUGGUGUCCGAUGAUGAAAUUGAAAUUCUUGAUCCACCAGAGAAAAGUCAACCUCCACGUGUAGUGUUGAAGCCUAGAGGCGUUAUAAACACUCCUGCAGAUCUUAACCCGUAUCUUGGGCAGCAGAAACGUGCACUUGGCAGCACCCUGCCAUCAGGGUCAAAUGUUGCUAUUCCAGGUCCUUAUUCUAAAACUGUGAAGCCUAUUUCUGAGAAUUUGAAAUCCUCUGAGACAAUAAAAACCUCUUCUGAGUCCCUGAACCCUUCUUCUGAGACCAUGAACCCUUCUUCUGAGACCCUGAACCCUUCUUCUGAGAUCCUGAGCCCUUCUGCGACCCUGAAUCCUACUUCUGAGACCCUGAACCCUUCUUCUGAGACCCUGAGCCCUUCUGUGACCCUGAAUCCUACUUCUGCGACCCCGAAUCCUACUUCUGAGACUCUGAACCCUUCUUCUGAGACCCUGAACCCUUCACAGACUCUGAACCCUUCUUCUGAGACCCUAAAGCCUUCUUCUGAGACCCUGAACCCUCCAUCUGAGACCCUGAACCCGUCUCCUAAGGGUCCAAAAGCUCCCUCGUUCAGGCUUAAACCCCUCAGCUCCCUGAUCGACCCCUCAAUCAAUCUCGAGGCCCCAGUCCCCGCUCCGCCCAUCAACAUUGACGACGACUCGCCUGUUGAGGUCCCAAGUGCAGCAGACAGUGCUGACGCUCUACUACGCGACCUGCUGAUAUCAGCAGGCUCUUAUCAGCAGCCCCUGAGAGCUUAUCAGGCGCCCCGGGACCCGUCCCAGCUGCAGGGCCUGUUGCAGCAGCCGGGACCCUCCCAGGGCCCCGUCUCAAGGCGCCCCCGGCCCCGUCUCUUUGGCCCCCUGCGGCUUGCCAACACUCGGCCUACCACCGUCAACUGGGUUAAACCGCCAACCACCAGCACCCGUACCACCACCACAACCACCACCAGCAGCAGCGCCAUUAGCCGCUCCCCCGCCAGCCGGUCCCCCUUCAGCCACUGGGGGGCAAGCAGCACCUCCGGGGGCGGUGGUCAAGCACAGAAGAAGAGUCUGAAGAAGGCCGCACACUUGGAUGAUUCGGAGCCUCGUCUUUCCUGUCCUUGA
Molecule: messenger RNA, 2797 nt
Organism: Hyalella azteca
Lineage: Eukaryota; Metazoa; Arthropoda; Malacostraca; Amphipoda; Hyalellidae
Exons: 6
Coding region: 314-2797 (827 amino acids)
Source: RefSeq, a predicted model, not a curated record